Molecule: messenger RNA, 717 nt
Organism: Cannabis sativa
Lineage: Eukaryota; Viridiplantae; Streptophyta; Magnoliopsida; Rosales; Cannabaceae
Exons: 4
Coding region: 175-447 (90 amino acids)
Source: RefSeq, a predicted model, not a curated record
UCAUUAGGUUUUUGUAGCACAAGUGAGUGAACUAUGGUGUAAGACACGAACGAUAAGGCGUUUGGGGGAUGUGCCCCCUGAAAUGUGUGUUAGGGGAUGGGGGAAAUUCCUCCGACCAAGCUGGGAAUGAAGGAACGUAUUCCAGGGGCUCUCCCAUAGCUCCUUGUUAACGGAAUGGAGCUGCACCGGAGACGUUUAGAAAUAAAGUCUAAAUCAAAGUUCAAAAAGAAACAAAAAGAUGGUUGUAGCAAAUCACACUGCAAAGACGUAAUAACCAAAGAUUGUGAAGAUAAAGAACCAACUGAUCUUGGUUAUAACUACGACAACGAAAACAGUUCCUCAUUUCAGCAAGAAAGUGGUGCAGCUUAUCUUGUUCCAAAGCAUCACCAAAAGUUACAUUGGGGGCUCGACACAAAGGAAAGGUGGGAAAGAAAAGCAAACAUGUAAAUAUCAUUUGCUGAUGUUUAAUUUGAAACUGGAAGCACUCUGAAAGUGGUCUCUCGAGCUUAGUGGAUGUAGCUGAAAGCAGAUCUACCUUAACAAGAUUGGAUUUCUUAGAUCUUGAGAAACAUAUUCAACAUUUUUAUCCGGGACUUUAUUUGAUUAUGAAGUGAUUAAUUAAAAUGAAAAAUGUAAUAAAGUGUACUUCUCACACAAGAAGAUUUUGUAAUGAUCUUUAAGGAAUACAUUUCAAUCAAUCAUGACAUUUGCUCGUAA